CUCUUUGCGACCCUGCCGGGAACUGGGCUGUGGAGGUGCACCAGGAUUGGUGGAUUCGGCGAUGUGGGCUUAGCAGCAGCCAAUGGCGUCGCAAAGUUUGCGCUUGCGCACCACUGCCUACCUGCGCUCGGGCCGCCGGUGACCUGAACCGGGUCCACCCGGUCGACUAAGGUUGCCGGGGAAGCGGCAGGUAGCGCAGCAGCGCGGCGGGUGGGCGCCGACUCCCGGAGGCCGCCGUCGGGGCGAGGUGUCCUCAUGACUUCUCCUGUGGACCAUGUCCAUGAUCCUUUUUGCAUGUGUGGUACGGGUGAGGGAUGGACUGCCCCUCUCAGCCUCCACGGACUUCUACCACACCCAAGAUUUUGUGGAAUGCAGGAGACGGCUCAAGACAUUAGCCUUGCGACUAGCCCAGUAUCCAGGUCGAGGUUCUGCAGAAGGACGUGACCUCAAUAUACAUUUUUCUUCUUCGGGGGAUGUGGCCUGCAUGGCUAUCUGUUCCCGCCAGUGUCCAGCAGCCAUGGCCUUCUGCUUCCUGGAGACCUUGUGGUGGGAAUUCACGGCUUCCUAUGACACCACCUGCAUUGGCUUAGCUUCCAGGCCAUAUGCCUUUCUUGAAUUUGACAGCAUCAUACAGAAAGUGAAGUGGCAUUUUAACUAUGUAAAAUCCUCACAGAUGGAGAGCAGCUUGGAAAAAAUUCAGGAGGAACUUGAGUUCCAGCCUCCAGCGGUUCUCAUGCUGGAGGACACAGAUGUGGCAAAUGGGAUGAUGAACGGUCACACACAGGUACAUUUGGAGCCUGCUCCUAAUUUCCGAAUGGAACCAGUGACAGCCCUUGGCAUCCUCUCCCUGAUUCUCAACAUCAUGUGUGCUGCCCUGAACCUCAUCCGUGGAAUUCACCUUGCAGAACAUUCUUUGCAGGUUGCCCGGGAGGAAAUUGGAAACAUUCUUGCUUUUCUUAUUCCUUUUGUAGCCUGCAUUUUCCAGUGUUAUUUGUACCUGUUCUACAGUCCAGCCAGGACCGUGAAGGUGAUGCUGAUGCUGCUCUUUAUUUGCCUGGGCAACAUGUACCUGCACGGGCUGAGGAACCUCUGGCAAAUCCUUUUCCACAUAGGAGUGGCUUUUCUGUCUUCGCAUCAGAUACUGACAAGGCAGCUUCAGGAGAAGCAGUCUGACUGUGGAGUGUGACGAUGACAUUGCCAUGAGGUGAACGGAUCCUUGGAUUUUCUUUUGAGGAUCAGUCUGUUUCCCUUCUUGCUUCUCGACUUCACCUCACGUUUCCAUCCUUGAAGUUCUUUCAACCAGACUGGACUGAUAAGCUGAAGAUUUGGGCUUUUUCACGGGUGCAGUUGAAGGCAUGAGGAGGUCCCUCGAUACCAGCCCUGGUUUUGUGCUGAGUGUUUCUGCAGGAUCCCUGGCGCAGCACGUGACUUAGGACAGCAGGAUCUGGGGCCCUUCAGAAGGAGCAUCAUUUGAAGAUCAGAAUGGAAUUAUUUUGGUCUUUUAGAUUGAAGGAUGCAAUAAACCGCUAGAUUCA
Molecule: messenger RNA, 1535 nt
Organism: Trichechus manatus latirostris (Florida manatee)
Lineage: Eukaryota; Metazoa; Chordata; Mammalia; Sirenia; Trichechidae
Gene: SEC22C
Product: SEC22 homolog C, vesicle trafficking protein
Exons: 7
Coding region: 275-1186 (303 amino acids)
Biological process (GO): endoplasmic reticulum to Golgi vesicle-mediated transport
Cellular component (GO): membrane
Source: RefSeq, a predicted model, not a curated record